AUGAGAUAUGGCCUAUUGUAUUUGGUUGUGUCAUUGUUUGUUUUUGUGGGAUUGGUGAACUCAGACUCAAUUGAAUUUGAUGUUUAUUCAGGAGAAGAUCAAGUUGAGGUUGAUGACAGUCUUUCAUACAAAUAUGAUCAAUUAUCGAACAAUUCCUUACUUUGGGGACCCUAUAGGACAGCAUUAUACUUUGGUAUAAGGCCAAGAAUUCCACGCUCCUUAUUGUCUGGGUUAAUGUGGUUCAAUGCUGAUGGUUAUAAUACAAUCGGAGACUUUAGACAUUUCUACGAACAAGGUGAUAAUAUGGGGAAAGCCAAUUGGGUUCAAUAUGAUCCUAGAAUUGGUGGUCGUCAGGUCAUUACUGACAAUGAUUGUCACAUAGACAUUACUAUUGAUUUCGUCAAAAGUAAUGAUGGGAGAUCAUGGGGUGUUAAAGUUAAAUCAACACCUCAUGCAGGCUAUGAAAACAUUAAAACUUCUUUCGUUUGGUAUUCAGGUUUAGAAGGUAAAAGGGAUGAUGUACAGGACGGGCAAUUUGAGGACCCUGAGGCUGAAGUAGACAUUUCUGGAGCUGGAUAUUUCAGGUUAGAUAACGAAAAAGAUGUCAAAGGACAUGAGGGGACUGUGAAAUUUUCAGGUAUAUCAGAUGGAUUGGGAUUAUUUGAAUUGGAAAUUAAUGAUGGACCCAAAAGUAAUAAGCAUCCCGUGAGUAAAUAUUUGGUCGAUCCUGAAUUGGACCCCAAAAAAUCGCAUCAUUACAGUUUGAAUGUUCCAGAUGAUAAUGUCUGGAAAGCAAAAGACAUUUUUAUGACCAUGUUGCAAGAUUCAAUCCAAGAUCUUUUAACCAAGCACGGUGAGCUUGACAAGUUCCCACCAGAGCAAUUGUUCAUAAUGAGAGACAUACAAAAUUUCGAAGGUAAUUUACAUUACAUUCAAAAGAUGUAUCAGGGUUCAGCAGAAUUCGAUAUAAUCUUCAAUAAUGCACUUACCCCUCAAGAUGACAAGAUCACUUUUGAUAAUAUCAAAGAUAAAAUUAAAACUACUUUAUCGUCAUUUGAUUCUAAAUUUGAAAAGCACUUUUCUCCAAGUAAGCCAUUUAACAAGAAAAAAUAUAAUACUUUCGGUAAAGAAAUUGUGUCAGGUUUAUUGGGAGGCCUUUCAUAUUUUUAUGGUGAUCAUUUAGUCGAUAGAGAAACCGUCUUUGAUGAGGAUUCAUUUGAAUCAUAUGAAUUGAAAGGUCAAACAGAGGGCCCAUAUGAAUUAUUUACUUUUGUCCCAUCAAGACCCUUCUUUCCAAGGGGUUUUUAUUGGGAUGAAGGCUUUCAUUUAUUGCCAUUACUAGAAUAUGAUUCUGACUUGGUGUUGGAAGUAGUCAAAUCAUGGUUCAACUUAAUCGACGAUGAAGGUUGGAUUGCUCGUGAACAGAUCUUGGGACCAGAGCUGAGAUCAAGAGUACCAGAACAGUUUCAGGUCCAAAGUCCAGAAAUUGUUAAUCCACCUACACUCAUGCUUGUUUUUAGUUCUUUAUUGGAAAAAUCAAGAGCUUUUCAAGUUGAUGAGCCCGCCAAAGCUAAAGGUGGUUAUGGGGGUAUGGAGUCGUUUAAUCAAGAAGACCUAGGCUCAAUUAUAAUGAAUAAUCCUGAAGUUUUAACCAACUUUACCAAGCAAAUUUAUCCUAAGCUUAAAUUACACUACGACAAAUUCCGUUCAACACAACAAGGAUAUGUCGAAGAGUUUGAUAGAGGUACCAAUUUAGAAGCUUAUAGAUGGAGAGGACGUACAUCAACUCACUCUCUUGCCAGUGGUCUUGAUGACUACCCAAGAGCACUUCCUGCAGAUAUUGCCGAACUAAACGUUGAUUUAUUAUCUUGGAUAGGUGUAAUGACCAGGUCUAUCAAAUUGGUGGCAGAAUUAGUUGGGUAUGAAGAUGACUAUAAACAAUUAGCAGAAAUAGAACUGAAUAUCAUAAAGAACUUGAAUGACUUACACUGGUCCGAAGAACAUAAAACUUAUUGUGACUUAUCUGUAAAUGAGGAUGAUGAAAAUGUUUAUGUAUGCCACAAGGGUUACAUCAGUUUAUUCCCAUUCUUGACCAAACUCAUGCCAAUAGAAGAUGUCGAUAAAUUAGAACAUUUGGUAGAUAUGAUUCUCGACCCUGAGGAAUUGUGGACUGACUUUGGUCUCAGAUCCUUAUCUAAAUCUGAUAAGUACUAUGGUACUGCAGAAAAUUAUUGGAGAUCUCCAAUCUGGAUUAACAUUAACUACUUGGUAUUAGAUAGCUUACAAUAUUACAAAGCAGAAUCAUCAUAUAAAGCAUCUAAAUCGUUGCUGGAUAAAUUAGGAAAAGCAUACUCUCAAUUGAGAGUUAACUUGGUUGAUAACAUAUUCAAGCAAUGGCAGAAAACUGGGUUUGUAUGGGAACAAUAUGAUGACACCACCGGAGAGGCUAAAGGAGCUAAGAACUUCCUUGGUUGGACUUCAACUGUUGCCCUAAUGAUGAAUAUGCCAGAGAAGAUUUGA
Messenger RNA from Hyphopichia burtonii NRRL Y-1933, 2520 nucleotides. It is a transcript of the gene CWH41, whose product is annotated as Cwh41p. The transcript has a single exon. Gene Ontology annotation, cellular component: endoplasmic reticulum membrane. Gene Ontology annotation, biological process: oligosaccharide metabolic process; protein N-linked glycosylation. The record is from RefSeq and is a predicted model, not a curated record. Bases 1 to 2520 code for a protein of 839 amino acids. Gene Ontology annotation, molecular function: Glc3Man9GlcNAc2 oligosaccharide glucosidase activity. NCBI's taxonomy places the organism in Eukaryota, Fungi, Ascomycota, Pichiomycetes, Serinales, Debaryomycetaceae.